AUGUUUUACACUUUGUUUGUGGCUACAUUCAUGUACAAACUGGAGUACUCAAGGCAGAAAAUUGGCACCCAUUAUUGCGGUUUUCCACUGAACCGCUUGAAGUGUGAAGUUUCACAUACAUGUUUGCAAAAACUGAACACUGAGCGGUCGAAGGUGCAAGAGUGGAAAGAAGAAACGAAUGACAGAUGUGAUCAUGUGGUGUACUGGACUUGUCGAAUUCCAUGUGCAUGCGCCCUAAAAAAGGCUGCAGAUGCCGGCACAUCGAUUACACUUAAGCAUAUUCACCCAUUCUGGGCGACCCUUAAUAUUGGUGAACAGGCUGGUACGAGUGCUCCUAACGAUGUGGAUGACGAGGUCCUUUAUACCAGACAGUUGAUGGAAGAGCUGAACGAGUGUCCUAAGGCAGUACGACGCACGGUAAAUAGGGCUCUCCACGAUAUUAUGCAUCCAGACCAGUGUGGGUUUAAACAACCCGAGGAGGUCAAGAGAAGGAAGGGGCGGCAUAAGGGGGCUAAAUCAAAGAAAAAAGCAGAGGCCAACACUCUUGUCCAUGAACAAUCACCACAGAAAAAAGCAAUACCUAAUGUGUGGGAUUACAGGGACGAGGCUCAAGGAAAGUCGACCACAGUUACUAGCGAUUCAAGUAAGAAGCGCCCCUCGUCUUCAGGUGGUCGUACAGAUGCAUCCACAGGUACAUGUUAA
Messenger RNA from Oldenlandia corymbosa var. corymbosa, 702 nucleotides. Lineage: Eukaryota; Viridiplantae; Streptophyta; Magnoliopsida; Gentianales; Rubiaceae. The record is from the annotation of a GenBank genome assembly.